AAGCACGGAAGGAUCUCCAUGCUCGCAACAAUGGGCUACAUUACCCCAGAGAUCACUGGAAAGCUCCCAGGCUACUUGUCGCCGUCGGCCGGACUUAAGUUCGCCGACGUGCCCAACGGACUUGCGGCAAUCUCCAAGGUGCCUGCUGCCGGUUGGGGACAGAUCUUGGCCUACAUGGCAUUCUGCGAGGUUUCUCAGGAUCAGUCUCCUGGCACUCCUGCUGCGGCUGGAGACUUUGGCUUCAAGGUCUUGACUUCGUCCGAUCCUGCGGAGAAGAUCAAGAAACUUUCAGCUGAACUUGCCAAUGGCCGUCUUGCGAUGAUGGCCAUCAUCGGGAUGUUCUUUCAGGUGCGAGAUUGAGUCAUAAUAGACAAUCAUUAUGUGGAAUUAGUUCUUGUAGUGUUUAACGAAUCAUUUUAGCCGUCGCUGACACGCUGAUGUCGGUUUUCAAUCAUGUAGCUACGAACAAAGUCCAAUUCCGCAGCUCUUCAUUCUUCUGAAACUUUUUUCAUCUGAAACUAUUUGGUACUCUUCCUCAAGUCUCACUCCCACCCCACCGUUGUGGACGUCCCGCCCCAUGGCGUUCACUGGUGCCGGGGUGGC
Messenger RNA from Durusdinium trenchii, 603 nucleotides. The record is from the annotation of a GenBank genome assembly. NCBI's taxonomy places the organism in Eukaryota, Dinophyceae, Suessiales, Symbiodiniaceae.